Messenger RNA from Cajanus cajan (pigeon pea), 1399 nucleotides. NCBI's taxonomy places the organism in Eukaryota, Viridiplantae, Streptophyta, Magnoliopsida, Fabales, Fabaceae. The record is from RefSeq and is a predicted model, not a curated record.
AAAACCUUAAAAAGCUGCCACUAUCCCCUCUCUCUCUUUUCGCACUCACACAUAGUUUCAAUAGAAUGCUGGAAUGCGUCUCGUUCAAGUCCUUGACUCCCACCACCAACAUUUCUUCUCUUCCUCCACCUUCCCAUUCUCAAUCCGAAGGGAACUCGACGGAAGAAGAAAACACUUCCGCCACAAGCCCAAAUGUGUCGCGCGAAUUCCAGCGGGCCGUGCAGGCCCACUCCUACAACGAGAUUCGGUCCAUGAUCCAGGCCCCUCCGCAGGUCCACCACGUCGACGACGAGGACUCUUACCACCGCCACCUCCUCUCUCAGGUCCUCCAACCGGACUCGCACAGCGUCCGGGAAGCCCUCGCCAAAUCCAAACCCCAAAGCAACCUCACGCGCCUCGUCUCCACCUACUUCGACCACAGCGAAACCGCCUCCGACUUCUGCCUCCGCCUCAGCCGCAGCGUCCGCCGCGCGCGCCUCCUCUACGCGCCGCUCUCCGACCUCCUCUCCGUCCUCCCCGACCACUCCCUCUCGCAGCCGCAGUGCGACCGCGCCUUCGACCUCUUCCUCCAGUUCGACCGCCACGACAAUCCCUUCGCGCUCUCGCGCCUCCACCCGCUCCGCGACCGCUUCUCCGCUGCCGCCACCGUCGUCGUUGUCGUCGCGCACUCCGCGGUAGGGUUUGCCGCCUUCACCGCCGCGCCGCCGCUGCUUUGCGCUCCUCGGCCGAGGCGGAGGGAGCUCGCGCGGCUGAAGCAGCUUGAGGCUGUGGAAAAUGGAACUCUUGUGGUGAAUGAUAUUAACACUAUUGAUAGUCUCGUUGAUCGGCUUCUAACCGCUGUUGAAGCUGAUAAGGCUUAUGUUAGGUUUGCGUUGGAGAGAGGAAGGGAGAAGCAUCCCAUACAGGAGGUGCUCAAACAGUUAAGAAAGAGCCAACCUGUUUUGGAACAUUUGCUUGGGGAUCUUGAGCAACACAUAUACUUCUGUUUUUACAGUGUUAACAAGGCCAGAUUUGCACUUCUCAAUGAGAUAUGCCUUCAUCAAACUCAUUAGUUAGUUCCUUGAUUCUUAAUUCAUGCAAGAAUGCAUUACUGACUCACAUUGAUAGGGAUAGACUCUGUUUAUAAUUUGACAUGGACUCUUUAUGAUAUGUAGUUAUAUACACCGAAUUGACUUGCUUUGUUUGAAUGUACUCAUUAUUUGGUUCAUUCAUGAGAUAGUGGUGCCAGUGCCGGCCAACCUUUUACUUGCCAUCAUAUUUUAGAUAUUAGAUGAAGGAUUUUUGUAUAGGGUCAAUAUUUCAGGUGGCUUAUGCUCAACAUGUAUGGUAUGUAAUCAAUUGUUAUGUAUCAUGAUGCACUUUAGAGUGUUAAUGUAAAUUUGCAACGUUAUCUUUUUUA